Messenger RNA from Diprion similis, 4631 nucleotides. RefSeq names its product E3 ubiquitin-protein ligase RNF123-like. The transcript is spliced from 11 exons. Bases 549 to 4367 code for a protein of 1272 amino acids. The record is from RefSeq and is a predicted model, not a curated record. Lineage: Eukaryota; Metazoa; Arthropoda; Insecta; Hymenoptera; Diprionidae. Gene Ontology annotation, cellular component: cytoplasm. Gene Ontology annotation, molecular function: ubiquitin-protein transferase activity; protein binding.
GAGAGCGGAAAAAUUUAAAAAGUGCUUUUUACCGAGAGGACUAAGGUACGCAUGCGUCAAAGAAUAUAUCCAUACGGCUGCAAUAAUUUCGGACGCGUCGGCGCCAGAACGAUUCGCGCAUGAGCGUUUCACCGUUUGGUGAUUACGACCGAGCUAUUUUUCUUUUUUUUAUUUUUGGUUUUCCGUGUACUGUCACCUUGAGCUAAAAUGGUGGCGAUAUCAUCCGCGCGCGAGCUGCCCAAAUCGGGUUAAAUUAUUCCGCCGAAAAAACAUCACGGACAAACAACGGCGUUGAGAUCUUCCGAUUACGCCUGCAGGAGCUUUUCUACUUCAAAAGUAAUUAACAUAAAUGCAGGAUGUCAAUUAACGAGUAUCCUUCGACGCGAGGAACCUUAUGCACGUCGACAAAUUGAUAAGGUCUUUGGGAGGUAAUUCAAAAACUGAAUGAAGAGAGCUUCAACGGUCGGCUUCAAUUAACAUCUCAGCCAUACCUAAAUGAUCAAAGGAGCGAUUUGAUUCAGAUCGGAACGAUCGAACGCAGCGACGAAAUGAACAUGGAGGAAAUACUUCGGAAUGUAUUCGGACCAGGUGUACUAGCCGAGGAAAGCUCGGCGAAGGAUACCAAAGAUCGCGGAAAGCUUCCGGUGAAAUCGAGCUAUGCGAGGGUGGUUCGGUAUCUUGGAACGGCAAAUGAUUACAUGAAAAUGGUGCUGACGGGUGGAACGGAGUCUGCGUCAUCGUCAAUGGUGGAGGAGGACCCGAGACCCGGUCGAAUAGGGCCGAGAAUUGUGCGUUUCGACGUCUCCACACACCACGGUCUCUUCAUCGUAUCUCCCGAUAGAUUGAGCGUCAAUUCUCAGAGUAACUUUAGCACGAUGAGGGCAAACGUCGGUCUGUUCGCUGGCAAGUGGAUGUACGAACUCCAGCUAGGCUCGAAGGGAGUCAUGCAGGUGGGCUGGGGAACGGCUCAGUGCAAGUUUAGCCAAGAGUCAGGCGUCGGCGACACCAUAAACUCGUAUGCCUACGACGGGAACCGGGUUCGAAGAUGGAACGUAACCACCCACAAGUAUGGGGAGCCCUGGCUCUCCGGGGAUAUAAUCGGCUGCGCUCUAAACCUUGACGAUGGGGACGUGGAAUUCUACAGAAACGGAAGGUCGAUGGGAAAGGCGUUCGAGGGAAUCUGUACGGGUGCUGGAAUGGCCUACUUUCCCACCGUCAGCUUGGCGUUUACCGAAAAUCUGACGGCAAACUUUGGCUCGACACCUCUCCGCUACCCGAUUGAAGGAUAUGAGACUCCUCAGGCAUCCCCAGCCGAUCAAGUCAGCCAAGCAAAUCUUCUCUUCGAGUGGCUCAGGAAGGUGAUACUUCUGAUCGACAGUGGACGUGAGUCCAUGGUCGAAGACAAUGAUGACGAAGAGGAUAAAGAACCCUUUUCCGAGACCAUGAGCUGCAACGCUUUUCUCGCCUCUUUAGCAAGAGCUAUCCUCAAAUAUCUAGGAUCACUUUUGUCGAUACCCUACGUGACAGAGGCCGUCUUCGUCCGGUUUCUGAGGGAGCUGUCUGGCAGUAGCAAAGGUCCGGUAAAAGGCGCCGAUUCGAGUCGCGUCAGAAUCUGCCUCGACCUUCUUUGGACUUUCCUGGAGGACGGAGAGAUGAAGUCCUGCCUUGAGAGUACCGUGGUCUACCUUCUCUCUUCAUUUCGGCACGUAUCCCUUCAACUCGAGUAUCCUGACCAGUGCAGGAGCCUGAUUCUUCUAACGAAUCUCUGCCAGCACACUGCGACCAGGCAACAUCUUUUGCAGCACAUCCUCUUCGACAGGGUUCGCUUUGCUAACUUCGUCCAUGUUAAGCCUCUGGAUGAGAGCGGACUCGCGGAGGUCGUCGGUAGUACUUGGUGGGAGACUGAUCCCGUUGAUGCCGCCGUAGAAGUCAAUAGGAAGCAGUAUCUUCACGCCUGUGAUCGCAUCAAGAGUGCUAUUUCCGAGGUCGAGGCACUUCAGGUUGAGCUGCUUGUCACGCUACUGGAUAACAGUGACGGAACUCCAUUAUCGCCUACGUCGCGAACAAUCUUCCUCAAGAAGUUUCGCCGUUUUGUCCAAGAGAACUUGAUCUCAAGUCGCUCCGAAUUCCUACAGACGAUGCCGGUGCUCCAGACUCCGCUUCCCAUUACCCUUUGCUGCUUCCACCGACUGCUGGUUGCCUUCAGGGUACUGUGGGACGCAGAAAUCGCUUCGCAUCCAGUAUACGUGCCGUGCAGAGCCUUUUACGACGCAUCUAUAAAUUUCGCGGGGAUAGACAGACUGGGUGGGGUCCUUUCGCACCUGAACAAAACCUACAAAAACGAGCUUCUGCAUCUGCUCGGUCCCGAACACGAGGUGCUAGUUGCAAUGGAGCAGGCGCAAGAUCCGUCGAAUGCUUUUUCUGGUGGACCAAUGCGUUUAGGUGAACUUCCUCUUGCAAUCCCCACCUUCGCACGGAUGGUAACAGUCAAUUCUUCGGGCCCGGCGAGUCCCAUGAUCCUGGAAAGGCUUGGCUACUUCCCUUACAGCCGGGAGGAUAGGACACCGUUGCGGCUGGGGCCGGCCAACCCUGCGACAUCCCUCCUAGAGCUCCUCGAUGGGAUAAUCCUGUUUUAUCACGUCGCGGCGAAGAGACAGAUUGCUAAGGUCGCCAGCCUUCGUGAAAGCAUGUCCGAGUACAUCACUGCAAUGGCCGAAGUCAAGGCUCGUCUUGAGAUUACCAGGAAGCAGCCCAAGGACCCUGAUGCUGUUGCGAUGAACCGCGAACUCGCAAGGACAAUGGUGGUCUUCGACACUAAGCUCGCCGAACAGGCAAGGCACAUGGCGUGGGUCAGGGCGGCCGUUUACUCCAAGGAAAAACAAGCGCAGCUUGCAUGGUUGCUGAGGGUGGUCACCUUGACUCUAAUGUCCGCUAGUGAGGAGGGCAACAUGUUCAGCUUCGUGCCUGACUUCUAUCUCGAGGCCAUGACCGACCUCAGUGUUGGUAUCAGGAAUCAUGUACAUCCAACCGCCCCAAUUGAAGACAUUCCUGAGUAUCAAGAGAUGCUAGUCGAGGUUGCACGGUUCCUCUGUGAUCACUUCCUCGAUCCCCGAAUUAUUCACGCGAAUGCAAAGGACACCCUCAUCCUCACCCUAGCCGGAUACGUUUCAAACUCUCUGACUCUUGGACCCCUCGAAAGAGUCCCGCUCGAGUCAAGAGUCAAAGUCGUAAACAGUCUUUUACGGCCCUAUGAGAACAGAGCUUGGGCUCAGUCCAACUGGGUUUUAGUCAGGUUCUGGCAGGGCUGCGGGUUCGCUUUCCGAUACGACAAGAGCCCACAUCUCGCGAAAAAGAUCGGACCUAAGAUGCUUCAGCAAGAGUCAAUAUCGCAGCCUAUAAAGCCAUGUCCAUCUUCGAUAUACCAGGCUCAUGUAAGGGACGCUCUUUUGUCAAAUCCGACAGCAACGACCCAGUUUUUGAACUCGCUUCUGAACCAGCUCAACUGGGCUUUUUCGGAGUUCAUUGGGAUGCUGCAGGAGAUCCAAAACGUGUCUUCGAGACCGGAACGCGUCCUGAUCGAGUCACGUCAACUUAAAAUAUGCGCAACCUGCUUCGAUCUGGCCAUCUCUUUACUGCGGGUACUGGAGAUGAUUGCUACUCUGGCACCCGGUGUUUUUACAGACGAUUCUCAAGCCUCCAGUGAAAAUUUACUUGCCAGACUGUGCCAGCUGCUGUGCCAAAUACUGAAUCGUGUCAGCUCGCAGUCCGGUUGCUUUCAGCACGUUGUGCUACUCGAUAUUCCAGACUUGGAAACUGUUGACCACUUCCCAAUUCUUGCCGCAGUUGUUGGAAUUCUGCUGAUUUUGCUCAAGGAGGACAUAUCGACUUUCAAAACCGGACGCAGAGAAAUUCCAAAAGUAACUAGAGCCCUACUUACUGAGCCCAGCUUCCAAAUUGGUUCGCUUUACUUUAUCCUCGGAGAUUUGAAGCCGAAGAAUCAGAAGAUCAAGAACAUAAAGCCAUUUUGCCUUCAAAACUAUAAAGAGGACGUCACCGAACAAGAGAUAAACAGUGUAAGGGAUAUGCUGAGAUACUUAGACCUGAAUCGAACAAUGUUAACUGAGACUAAAGUAUUGUCCGACGACGAAAAUAUUUGUACAAUUUGUUACGCGUAUAUGAUCUCUGCGAUAUUCAAACCAUGCAAUCACCGUUCAUGCCGAGCCUGUAUCGCUCAUCAUCUAUUGAACAGUAGAGAAUGUUUUUUUUGCAAAGCUACCAUAGAUCAAGUCACAGAUCUUGACGGGGAAUUUUUACAUGAUUUCACUAGUGACUACUUGCUUGAAAAGAUCACCACUGACAGAUCUUGAAUUUCGUGGUGUUUUGGUAAAAAGUAGGGCAGCAUGUUUAUAAAUUGUGUGCAAAAAACAAACUCAUUCAAGCGUACAAUUUCACAUAUCGUUUUUUUUACAUUUCAUGACUGGUUUGACGUGGGUAUCGUUGCAAAUAUUGUUUAUAAAUUAGAAGAGCAAAAAUAAAUUUUACCCACCAAGGUACUCGAGCAGCAAUCAAUAAUUCCUUUCAGCGUUGCAAAGAAAAUUGGUGAAUAAAACUCAGAGUGAUAAAAGGUAAAU